CCCCCAAGCUGCCGACACACCCUCUUGAGGAGAAGAAAUGGUAAAGCUUGAUUUUUUUCCCUUCUUUCUUGUUCAAGAACAAGCUUAGAACCUAGAACCCCCCCUAAAGCCAAGAAAAUUUUAGAUCUUGCGACCUUUCUUCUCCCCUGCUACCGGUUUCAGCUUGGUGAGGGUGGGGAUUUUUUGAUUUUCUGGUAAGGGAACCACCAUGAAAUCAUCGCUUUAGCUUUGAUUUGCCUUGGGUUUACUCUAAUUUUGUGUUGUUCCUUCAAUUUUGGUAACCCGUGAGUGAGUUCAUUUUUCUUCUCCCCGUUGGCUCCCUUCCCAGUCGGACCCGGUGCUGCUUGCUGGGAGAUUUUGGGUUCGUGAUUGUUUUGUCACCAGAGCACUUGGCUUGAGUUUCCAAUUUUAUGCGAUUUGAGCCACCCGAAGAAAAAAAAAGGGGAACCCGGCACUAGCCUUGAGGAAAACCGGUAAGCAGCCUGAUUUUAUCCUUCUUUUCUGGUCCAAGAACCUGAUUUGGAACCCAGAAAUCUCUCCCCCUGCAGGAAAAUCCGAAUCUGCCCUGCUUUGCUCUGUCCUUCCGCCAGCUGCUCCUGCUUUGUGGGGGUGAUUUGCUCCGGUUUUGGUCCGUGACUUUCCCUGCAACUUGCCGCCGGCAACUUCCCCAACCUGCAGUCCGGUUUCUUUGCUUGCAAAUUCUGGUUCCCAAUCAUUUUGUCAGUUAGUACUGAAUUGAGUGCUCGGUUUUAUGCGAGUGAGGUAAGUAAAUUUAUGGUAAUUCCCGUACAGUUUUUAAAAGCAUGUUUUAAUUUGUUUUUGAAGUGGUGGCGGGACUAAACCCGUUUUAUACAAAAGAAAGUAUAAUUGAUUUGAAAUAAGAUUAUUAUUCUUUUUAUUGAUUUGAGCAUGCUCACUUGAAGUUUAUUUGAUUGUCCCGAUGAUCUGAAAGUGAUUGGUGAAUUAUGUUUUUCUGUUACCUUCAGCCUGUUUUGUCUCCGAUGUGGUCACGUUUCUGUAAUCCUGCUAGUGGGAGUUAAACGCUAGCACAUGUCGGCACAUGUCGAUAUGUUCCUGUUAGAACCGGUUCGUUCCUGUAACCCUGCUAGUGGGGGUUAUACACUAGUAAUUCCUGUUGCCUGCCAGUGGGAGGUUUAAACACUGGCCAUGACCUAUAGAGGAGGCGUCUAUUUCGUUCCCGUACUUGUAUCCGUUUUUCUGAUUAUACUUGUUGGCAUGCUAUAAGUUUAAUAAAGGGCACUCCAUAUUUUACUUACUGAGUUUAUCUCAUAGUUUUUCCUUGUCCACCAUUUCAGGAAGUGAAACCAAGCACGGGAAAACCACGGGAAGUGACGAGUUAGAAGGCUAGCCAUUUCGAGAUUGAUAUAGAUUCUAGAAAUCAUGAUCUUGUAAACCAGAGUGUAUUUGGAGGUUUUAUGAUAUCAGAGUCAAAUUAUAAAAUUUGAUCUUCAGAUUUUGAUGGUAUCAGAUUGUGAUUGGAUAAGUUUCGAGCCUUGUUCAUUUGUGGGACCCUCUCACGAGUGCACGGCAUCUGCCACGUCCCCGGAUUUGGGUUCUGGGGCGUGACAGUACCCGUACCUAUUUUUUGUGAUUAUACUGGUUGGCAUGCUAUAAAUUUAAUUAAGGGCU
This is a messenger RNA of Rubroshorea leprosula, 1650 nucleotides long. The record is from the annotation of a GenBank genome assembly. NCBI's taxonomy places the organism in Eukaryota, Viridiplantae, Streptophyta, Magnoliopsida, Malvales, Dipterocarpaceae.